This is a messenger RNA of Aspergillus wentii DTO 134E9, 645 nucleotides long. RefSeq lists its product as uncharacterized. The coding region runs from base 1 to 645 and encodes 214 amino acids. NCBI's taxonomy places the organism in Eukaryota, Fungi, Ascomycota, Eurotiomycetes, Eurotiales, Aspergillaceae. The transcript is spliced from 2 exons. The record is from RefSeq and is a predicted model, not a curated record.
AUGGGCAGUCGCUUGCUCCGUCCUGAGCUGGAGACUGCGCUGUCCACGAUAAACACCCAACAUUCAUUAUCAGAGGCCGUAGGCAUGUUGAACCAUCGAGCAGGAAGCAGACCAAAUAAUCCAAGAGAUUGUAGACCAACAGACGUACCGUUCAGCAAUGCGCCAGCAGCGAAGCCAGUGAUGAUCACGGCUGCUCGCGACCGAGCACGGUUCCCACAGCCAGCGCGCGUUUGCAAACCUCAGGGCGAAAUCAGAUCCUGCGCAGACGAAAACUGGUUGAGAGGAAUAAGAAGAGGGGGCGGUGGUGGGCUUCACGAAGCGGGCAAUACGACAGAGCAGCGUUGCGGGAGGGAGGACGGCAUGAAGAGGCAGCUCAGUGGUCAAGAGGAGGGAAUUCGAAGAGAGGAAAGAGAUAGAGAAAGCAAGAAGAAUAGGAUGAAGGGAGUUGAGAUUGAUCACCACAACAGAACGGGUGGCAGCAACAGAGGGAGAGAAGAGAAAAGGACGAAGAGGGCCUCAAUUCCGGAUGAGAGCGAGAGUGACGGAGAAGGCGGAUUCUGCCGCAUCACCGCUGGGCGUGCUCACCGCCUAGAUCAGACUGCAAUGCAGAGAACGACAGAGGGCAUGUCAAUUGUAAGAUAUUAG